Molecule: messenger RNA, 5592 nt
Organism: Gambusia affinis (western mosquitofish)
Lineage: Eukaryota; Metazoa; Chordata; Actinopteri; Cyprinodontiformes; Poeciliidae
Gene: ano8a
Product: anoctamin 8a
Exons: 18
Coding region: 165-3395 (1076 amino acids)
Biological process (GO): chloride transmembrane transport
Cellular component (GO): plasma membrane
Molecular function (GO): chloride channel activity
Source: RefSeq, a predicted model, not a curated record
ACGACUGGUGAGCAGAACUUGCGGCUACAUGACAUGUUUAUGUUUCUCGUUCUCCUCCCUCUCCUCCCUGACUGCUACACACACCAGGCUGUCAUUCCUACAGCCAGCAGCCAUGUAUUAACAGUAGCCUCCUCCGGGUUCAGACUGUCGUCUUCCUUAACGUAAUGGAGCGUUUGGGCACGAACAAGCAGACGACAGCUGACGCCGACUCUGCGGCAGACGGUUGCAGCUGCGCCGCAGACGUCGACAGCAGAGACGGGGCAUGGGAGAGGAUGGAGACGACGGAGAGGACGAUGCCUAGCGAGCACCAGGACAGAACCAGCAACCAGCAGCAGCAAACCGCCGGGGUGUUCGAUAAACUGUUCGGGAAACAACUUCUGCUGGCCAGACAUUACAUCAACUCUCGCAAGUCUUGGUUAAAGAUGGUUCCCACACAAAACUGUGACAUCCUGAUGACCUUUCCAGAUACAAUAGAUGACCCCUCUCUGCUGUGGCUUCUGAAUCAAAUUCGUGUUGGAAUCCCACAGGUCAGCAUCCAGGUCCGGCAACAUAAACACACCCUGACCCACGCCUUCUUCAUCACAACAACAUUUGAAAACCUACUGCGAGGAGCCGAGCAGAUGGGCAUAUACAAGACUGUGAAGCCACAGUUUGGUGGUGGCAUGCGCCGCUUCUCCUAUGAAGAGGACAACAUAUAUGAGAACAUAGAAAGCGAGCUUUGCUUUUUCACUUCGCAGGAACGUCAGAGCAUCAUUAAGUAUUGGCUGGAUAACCUGCGUGCCAAACAGGGGGAAAUGCUCCACAACAUCCACUUCUUGGAGGGGCAGCCAAUAAUUCCAGAGCUAAUCGCUCGGGGAGUGAUCCAUCAGAUGUUUCCUCUUCAUGAGCAAAGAAUACUCAACCAGCUGAUGACUUCGUGGGUCCAGGCUGUGUGUGAAAGGCAGCCCCUUGAUGACAUUUGCGACUACUUUGGAGUGAAGAUCGGCAUGUACUUUGCUUGGCUGGGUUUCUACACCAACUCCAUGCUCUACCCUGCAGUCAUCGGCUUUCUGUUGUGGAUACUAGCAGAAGAUGACCAGACCAGCCAGGAUAUCUGCUGUGUAGUUUUUGCUCUCUUCAACGUCGUCUGGGCAACUUUGUUUCUGGAGCGCUGGAAGCGGCGAGAAGCGGAGCUGGCCUACAGGUGGGGCACCCUGGACACCCCCGCCGAGUCCUUGGAGGAGCCCAGGCCCCAGUUCAGGGGUGUGAAGCGGUGCAGUCCCAUAACAGGCUGUGAGGAGUUCUACUACCCCGCCUGGAAGAGAGCCGUGUUCAGAUGGCUAGUCAGCCUGCCGGUCUGCCUGCUCUGCCUCUGCUUCGUCUUCCUCGCCAUGCUCCUCUGUCUUCAGCUGCAGGAAGUGGUGAUGGAGAUUCAGGAGCUGCCUGGUAUCACAAGAUUCAUUCCUAAGAUACUUCUGGCCAUCACUGUAACUGUAUGUGACGAGGUGUAUAAGAAGAUUGCCUACUGGCUUAAUGACAUGGAGAACUACAGAUUUCAGAGUGCCUACGAGAACAAUUUGAUCAUCAAGAUGGUUUUUUUUGAAUUCAUCAAUUCUUACCUCAGUCUUUUCUACAUUGGAUUCUAUCUCAAGGACAUGGAGCGACUGAAGGAGAUGCUUGCUACUCUGUUGAUUUUCCGCCAGUUCCUGCAAAACAUCAAAGAAGUCCUUCAGCCAUAUCUCUACGAGCAAAGCAAGCUCGGUGUCUUCACCCCAAAGAUCUUAUGGGAGCUCCUACAAGUCAUCAUUCUCAAGUAUGGGCGCUUGGCUCUUGGGAAGGCACAAGCCUCAAUGACGUCCUACUCCUUCUUGAGUCCCAGAGGAAUCUCAAACAGUGACGCUGCGAACUGUGUCCAGGAACCAAGGAGAAGAGGAGAUCUGAAAGCUGGCUUCAGGCUCUCAGAGGAAGAGUGGGACAUGAACGACAGCAUUAUGAAGCAUCGGAAAGUCAGCUUCACUGAGAAAGUGGACUACAAGAAUGUCAAGAUGGAGACCCAGGCUAUGGAGGACAGUUUCCUGGAAGACAGUCCGACUAUGGUGGAAGACGGGAUGGAUCCAUCCAGUAUUUUUGACAGUUGCGAUGAGGACAGUGACUGUGAAUCGCUGUCUCAGCAGGAGACCAAGGAGAACAUUAGUGUGUCCUCUUCAAAAGAGUCCGACUCCGUCUGCCAGAGAAGGAAUGUAGGCGAGCGGAAAGAUGACAAGAAAUCUUGGAUGGAUCCACCAGAGGAACCCAAAACCGUUGCUUUGACUCAGGCUGAGAUAGAGAGUUGUAUGCAGACUUAUGAGGGAACACUUCAGGACUACCAGGAGAUGUUCAUUCAGUUCGGCUACGUGGUGCUCUUCUCCUCGGCCUUUCCCCUGGCGGCCAUGUGCGCUCUUAUCAACAACAUUAUUGAGAUACGAAGUGAUGCCCUGAAGCUGUGCACCGGCCUCCAGAGACCGUUCGGACAGAGAGUGGAGAACAUCGGACAGUGGCAGACUGCAAUGGAGGCCAUGGGCUUGAUAGCCAUUAUAGUUAACUGUUACCUGAUUGGUCAGUGUGGCCAGCUUCAGCGUCUGUUCCCCUGGUUGAGCCCUGAGAUGACCAUCAUCUCCAUUGUCUUGCUUGAGCACUUUGCAAUCCUCCUAAAGUACGUCAUCCAUGUCGCCAUCCCUGAUAUCCCUGGCUGGGUAGCAGACGAGAUGGCCAAGCUAGAGUACCGACGAAGGGAAGCUUUCAAGAAACAUGAGCUGCAGGCACAGCAGCACUUCCAGCAGCAGCUCCGGCGCCGCCGGGAGGAGGAGGAGCUUCACCGUCAGGCCGAGCUGCAGGCAGAAGCUCGUCAUGAGAGCGACCAUAAGGCGGACAUGCAGCACCAGCACCACAACGACAAAUCACAGGGCAGCAAGCCUGGCGACAAGCCCAAGAGGCCAAGCUCCCUGCUGGGGAAUAAUAACGUGAUGAAGCUCAAACAGAUCAUUCCUCUCCAAGGGAAGUUCUCCUCUGGGACAUCCCGGUCACCAGCUCAGUCCCCGACGGGAGGCGAAGCAAAGCUGCCUGGGUUUCUGAAGUUCCUAAAGUCACCUGAAGCAAAAAAAGAGCCUGCGGCAGCAUCUGGAGGAACGUCAGCAGUGACGUCUUCUGCUCCCCCUGGUGGACAGGAGAAAUCACAAUCCCCAAACAGAACAUUUAGUCCAGGGAAGCUGUUCAAUUUUAGCAAAUCAGAGGGUACUGUGGUGUGUGCUAAUGGCACACAGCAGCCAAACCAGGCUACUAACUCUCAACCUAACACAACCACAGAGGAAUUACCCUCAAACGAGUCAGAUAAAGGAGAAUCAAGACUACAGACUGAUUUAGAAAACCCAAAGACCUAACAAAUGAUCACCCACAGCAACGUCAUAUUAGGAAGGGAAAAAAAAUGUACAAAUGAUCAUGCAAAAUGUAGAGGCACUGAUGCAACUCCAUAAAGCGUGCUGCUGUCUCUGUGUACACUUAAUUACCUAACUUCCAUGUAUAAAUUGUACAGUAAGUGUCACUGAUUCUAUGGGGGUUCAGUAACAGUGCAGCCUGAUCUGAGACAAUACCAGAGACUGAAAUGGUCCAGAACCAAGACAGUAGAAAGGCAGUUUGUAGGUCAAACUUCCAAGUUGGUGUUGGUACUGAAUGCAUGUUUUCAUGUGCAUGCGUGACAUGUUCACUGUCUUUUCAGUUGCAAUGCACAUUCAAAGCCAUUGGGAUUCUUCUGCACUAGGUCAGAUAUAGUCACUGUGAACAUAAAAAAAAUCUAUUUUUCCAAACUUUGAUUUUCUAUGAAUUUAUUUUACUACAUAAUUUAGUGACUGUAACUAUAUGAGGCAAAUAAAUGUCACUUAGUUCAAUGUCCAUGUGAGAGAAACAGGAUAGGAGGAGCUGGUCUUUCUUUAUGAGAGACCAUGCUAGUGCUGGGUUCUGAUGCCUCCAGGCAGUGGGGCUGGGGGCCGGAGGGCAAACUCUGACCUAUUGGUUCAGCCACCACUGUUUCAACUUACAGUGAGGAUGAAAAGUGAGUACACCUUGUUUGUUCUUGGGUUUGAUAUAUAAUAGGACACAAUCAAAUUUCACACACCGUUUUGAACAAAAAGUAAACCAUGAUGGAAACCCUGGUGAAAAAACUAAGUGCACCUGUGGUGCCUUCAUGGGACCUUUAGAGGGGCUGUAGCAGCAGUUCAUUAACUGAUUAUUAUCAAAAUCAGCACCACCAUGCAAUUGUUAGUCAUGACAGCUCAGUAUUUGUAAAAAUUUAAACACAGAGAGAGAUAUUUCAAGUCUUAAUUUCUUCUAGCUUUGAUGAUUAUGCCUCACAGAUCCUGGCAACCCAACAUUCAGUGUAUCAGAAUAUUUCUUAACAGACAUGUCAGGCUUCUGAGAAUGAUGUUUAUUUCUAUUCCCUUAAUAUUUGAUUGGGGCUCUUUGUGCAUGAAUUACUGCAUAAAUGCAGCGUGGCAUGGAGGAGGUCAGCUUGUGACCCAGGUAGCUUUGACAGCGGCCUUCAGGUCCCUCUUGGGUUUUCCACUUGACGGGAAAGAUUAGGUAUUCUUUACAGGGUUAAAAGUCAAAUUCACACAUUUUUGAAUGGAUUCUUCUUGACAAUCGUCUCAAAGCUUCAAUUAUGUUGCUGGCUCACCUUGUUCACACAUUUUUCUUCCAUUCAACUUUCUAUGAAUAUGCCCCAGAUACAGACCUCUGCGAACCAGCAGCUUCCUCAGCAAUCACCUCUUGUACCCUCGCCUCCUAGUGGAUGGUAUCUGUCACUGUCUUAUGCUCCAGUCAGAAUGUUGUGUUUUACCAACCCAGCCUGAGGUGCUCAGGAAACCUCUGCAGGUGUUUUCAGUCAGUUAGCUGAUUAAGGUGUGAACUGUGAGUUUUCAGUGUUUAAUAUCGCCACAAUUUUCUUAUAUUGUGAGACACUAAAUUGAAGGUUGCCGUUAUCUUUAGGACAUAAUCAUCAAAAAUAGUAGAAGUAGAGGCUUGAAAAAUGCCAGUGUGUGAUGUAGCUAUACACGAGUCACUUUCUGAAAAAAAGUGACAAAAACUAUAAAACUUUUGAACAAAAUGUUUUAAGUGUAAACUGUAAUCAUGAGUGGAAAACAUUUAGAAAAGAAAAGUUGUCUAUCUUCUUAUUGACAGCAUUACAAAAACACAACUGCUAGACCAUAAUGCACAAUGUAAUGUUUCUCAACAUUGUUUUACUACAAGGCCUGCUGAAUCAUGACAGUGUGAAUGAAGGUACACAGUUUUGUACAUUCAAAUGAAAUUCAAAUUGAAAUUAUUUUUUUUUAAAAGAACAGAUGAUUUUUAUUGUACCCUGAAACAUAAAACCCAAGAGCUGAAACAGGGUGUACUUUCUUUCUGUCAUGACAGUAGAGGUAAGUAGGAAGAAGGGCUGUUUUUUUCCUUGAAAGUUUCUCCAAAGCUUUCUGGUUUUUGUCAGUUACUGUGUGUCACCAUGUACGUUUAUACAAAACGCUGACAGUGCAUAUAUGCAAUAAACUCGGACACAUUCCAAACUCGUCAUGUGAGAGCUGCAACUGU